Molecule: messenger RNA, 390 nt
Organism: Fraxinus pennsylvanica
Lineage: Eukaryota; Viridiplantae; Streptophyta; Magnoliopsida; Lamiales; Oleaceae
Source: the annotation of a GenBank genome assembly
AUGGAUCAAACACCAUCGGAAAAUCAAGGUGAAAAGAAAGUUAGCUCAUAUGAAUGCAUCUUCUGCAAGAAGAGUUUCUCAAGUGCGCAGGCACUUGGUGGCCACAUGAACAUCCACAGGAAAGACAAAGCCAAGCUGAAGCAAUCCUCAAAAGAUCAGACAACGAGAAAAUCCUUGAGCAUCAAUGCUGCCUGUCUAGACAGGGUCAAUGUCUCUGGAACGGCGACAUGGCCUUGUAUCGCUUCAUCAGUAGAUAUAAAAUCUCCUAGAGGUGAGGGAGAAACAGCAACUGGCCAAGAAUUCGAGAGUGCAGUAUUGGACCUCGAGUUGAGGUUAGGCAGCCAGCCUCCAAAAUCAGCAGCUACUAUGAACACGAGAAAAUUGUUCUAA